UUUUUGAAAGUUUUUUUUUUAUAAAAUAAUUUUCUUAUAGCGCUAUUAAAAGUUAUAUAUCUUUUUAUACAAGGAUAUGAAUGUCAAUUAAAUGUUAUUAUAUCUAAUUUCUAUUCAUAUCAAUUAUAUGGAUUGAAAUGGAUUGGUUUCUAUGGCAACCAAAUGUAAACCAGAAGGAUCAUAAAGUGCUCUAGCAAAAUAAUGUCAGUUAUGUGUGUAUCUAUAAAAAUUACUGUUUAUUAAUACAUAAGAUACCUGUAUUCAAUAAAGUGAAAGAAUAUCUUAAAUAAUUCAUCAUAAUGCAAAGACCACAGACAAGUAUUCCUUUACAAAGCAAAUAUGAUAGAUUUUACAGAGGUGUAAAGAAUGAAUCUGGAGAGUUUUAUGUCACCUCUGGUACUACUCGACCAGGCACACCUGGACAAAAUGUACUGGCAAGACCACCAUCAUCAUUGGCUUUACUUAACCAUGUACCAACACCUACUUCACGGUUGAGUACAAUCAGUUCAACUAGUUCGGGAGCAUUUAACUCAGCAUUUCCUUUGCCUGGUCAGAUGAAUAUAAACGUUACGGAGAGGCCUAUCACUCAACAUGGAGUAGCAGGUCUGAGACCUGGAACAGCUAGAGGAUUGUCAAUGACCAGACAAAUUCAAGAUAAAAGAUAUUACAUUGGACUCAUGCAACUGAAAAUCAGAGAAUUAAGUCAAGAAAUUGCUGUUAUUUUCAAAGAUAUUGAAGAUCAAACUAAGGAAAGAGCCACUUAUAUACAUUAUGACAAGAGAGCCAAAGAUUUAGCUAUGGAAUUAACAACUUUGCAAGGACAGCUGGCUGACUACAAUAUCAUUGUGGAUAAAAUGACAUCUGAUGUUGGGAAAGAAAUCAUUGAACAAGAGACUGAAGAACUUGCCACAAAGAAUGAACAAAAUUUAUUGAAAAUCGAAGAUAUGUUUGAAGAAAGAAAAGAAUUAGAGCAGAAGUUAACUAAAAUAGAAAAACAGUUAGAGGAUGAAAAAAAGAGGACUGAAAGGCUUAUAGAGAGCAUGGAUUUUAAUAUGAAAGAAAAAUAUGAUGAAUUAUCAAAAGAAAAAGCAAAACUGCAAGAGAAAACAAAUGCAUUGCAACAAGAAUUGGAUGAAUUAUAUAAAGAACAAGCUUAUUUGGAAGAAGAAAUAACAUUAUCUCCAUUGAAACAGGAAGCAGUUAAAUUACAUUUGAAAAUUAUAGAAAUGGAAGAAAAAAGGGACAAGUUGAAAGAAGAAGAGAAGCAUAGAAUUUCACCAGAAGAGGAAAGAGGAAAACUAUUGCAAAAAAUUAAGCAAGACAAUCUGGAUAUUGCAGCUGCUGAAGCUCAGUUGACUGAGAAAAAGAAACAGGUACAAGAAACUGAACAAAAACUCGAGCAAUUGGAAACAGACAUGGAAGAUACUCAAACUGAGAAGCAAGCAAAAUUUAAAGAACUUCGUAAACGAGAAGAAGUUAUAGAGCAAUUUAUGAGUUCUUUUGAGCAGAAUAAAGAUGAUGAGAAAAGAAAAAUGGAUAGAUUAGAAAAUACAAUAGUAGAAUAUUUGGAAAAUAUUUCAAAUAUGUUAAACAUUGAUAUUGAUUUUAUAGGAAAUGAUGAAAUGGCCAUUCUGAAUAAUUUACCACCCUUCAAUGACUAUGAAUAUAGUAAGAGUGAUCAAAGUUUUGAAAAAUUAACUAAAGAAAAUUUAAAGUUACAGCAAAUUUAUAGCGAAAUGGAAAUGUUAGAGCAGAAAAUUCAAGCAGAAUUUGUUGAUCUUAAUGAAAGAAUGGGUAACAAAGAUAAUAAAUCAAUAAUUCCGGAAGACCUAGAGAGUUUAAAAGCUAAAUUGACAUUGAAACAAGGGCAGUUAAUAGCAGAAUGUGAACAAUUGAAACAUCAGCAAUUAGAAUGUGAAGAAGAAAUCAAAACAAUUCAAUUUGAGUAUGAUGAAAUAAAGGAACGUUUAGAAAGUAACGAUAUAUACACUCAGAUUAGUGUAUUAGAGAAUACUAUGGACAAGUUGCUGGAAGAACAUAAGAAGAUUCAAGAUUUUAUUGUCAAAGAGGAGAAACGUGGUAAUUAUGAUCCAAUAAGAAAAGACGCUUUUAAUUCAAUAAAUAUUUAUAAUUCUAUGUUGAAAGAAAAUCUAAAAACUAUUUAUUAAUUAAAAUCCUUUUUAACAUUUAUUUUCAUUUUGUGCACGAUUAACCAAUAUGUGUAACAUUUAUUAAGUAUAGUUAACCUAAAUCAGAUUUUCCUUUCGUUCUUUCUUUUCUUCUACUCUAUGUAGUUUCUCACCUUUUCCAGAUUCUGGCUAUCAUUUUAAUCCUCUGUGGUUAUUCCUUCUAAAUAUAAAAAUUUUCCAAAUUAUGCGAAUAAUUGUAUAAUUAAAGUAAUAUAUAAAUAAAUAAUAAUAAAAGUGUUAUCAUGAACGCUUCAUCAUUUGUUUUAUCGCAGAAAUAAGGUAUAGGAAUAUGAGUAAGGUAAUAACUGAAUUGUAAAAUGUACUUUUUGACGAUUAUAAUUUUAUUUAAGAUAUUUCUAUAUUUGAAAGAGAAGUUCAUUUUUCAUAGCAGUAUUAUUUAGGGCAGUUACAAACAUGUGAUUAAUAAAAUGAUUGAAUACUUAUAGUUGUCAUGUAGAGUUAUGUAAAUAAAACUAUGGAAUACAAUUUUUUGAAUACUAAGAACACGCAAAGCUAGUAGCAAAGAUAUGCAAAAAUUAUAUAAAUCGCGAUUUAUAUUAUUAUUAUAAAUAUUCAAUAAAUAAAUAUUUGAAAUAAAUUCACACACAACACACAACACAGCACUCAUAGCAAAUAAAUAUGACGAAAUAAGUAAGAAUACAUAUAUGAUGAUCUUAUAUUCUAAAUCCUUACAAUAUAAAUUUACCUUAAUACAUACCUACAUAUGUUAUAAACUAUCUUAUAAAUAAAUGUUUAUUUUAACAUACACUUUACUGUAAGCCAUACACAAUAUAUCGUGUUCUACUAUUAGGUUGAUACGGAAACUAUAAUAAAAGUUCUUCAAACUAA
Molecule: messenger RNA, 3038 nt
Organism: Bombus terrestris (buff-tailed bumblebee)
Lineage: Eukaryota; Metazoa; Arthropoda; Insecta; Hymenoptera; Apidae
Product: intraflagellar transport protein 74 homolog
Exons: 2
Coding region: 300-2168 (622 amino acids)
Biological process (GO): intraciliary transport involved in cilium assembly; cilium assembly
Cellular component (GO): centrosome; intraciliary transport particle B; cilium
Molecular function (GO): beta-tubulin binding
Source: RefSeq, a predicted model, not a curated record